AGACGUGAGCCACGCCUGGAACGGCUUGGGUCCCGGCCCGGAGGCGUGGCUGGUACGUCUGCAGACCCGGCAGGUCAGGACGGCUGGGGCUGUGUUCGCGGGAAGGGUCUUCCCCGGCGGCCUGAGCGCCAAGCAGAGGGGACGAACUUCAUCCUGGGAGGCCGAGCAGAAGCCACUGCCCGUGGGCCGCGCACGCCCAGUCGCCACCCUCUGCUCACGCGGGGCACCCGGCCGGAUCACAGAGCUUCAGGCUUCUUAAUCGUCUCCGGUAAUAUAGUCCUGCCUUAUCCGCGAGCCUACUCGUCCUCUUGAGUUUCCUUCUGCCGCUCCCGGAAGAGCGGCCCUCAGACCCAGCUCCAGCUCCAAGCAAGAAGCUAAGCCAAUCCCGGAGCGUCCCGCGGCUGCGCACGCACCGAAGCCUCACGUACGUGACUCGGGGAACGUCCGCUACUGGCGGCAGCGGUGGCUGCGAGGGAGAAAGGGGCAGUGAGGCGCUCCGUCAGUGCGUCCAGAUUCUGCGAACAUCGUGGUUCGGUUCAGAGCUGGAAAUUGGUGCUCUUGACCGGGCAGUUCAAAAGUUUCCUUUUUAGCGUCUGAGGGCUUUUCUUCCGGUCGGAUCCCCAUUCAGGCACCUACUCAGACACCCAUUCAUCUUUCAGGGGUCCUCAUAGCCCUCCCUGCCGCUAAUUGACGGAUACAGUAGCCAAGGCGACCGCCUGAUUGACAGGCGGGAUUACCAACCAACUUCCGGAAGCUCCCCUCUGGGUCCGCCCGGCGCGUGGCCGGGGGCCCGUGAAAGAAGUGAAAGCACCGAAAGGGACGGUAACCCGACAACCUAGUCCUAGGUUGUUGGCGAUUUCCCGGAGAUUGCGCGCUGGGGGCUGAGGCGUUUUUCAGACAGUCGAACGAUGCCGUGACGCAGCACAGCAGUAGCGUUGGCAGUGUGAGCGCACCCCUGUGGAGGGAGCCCUUCGGUGUUCUUUGAAAGUGCUCCCUCGGAGUCCUAGCGUGGGGGAGGGGUGGCGGCCGACCAGCGGUUCCCCGUCUGCGCUUGCGCCUGCACCUCCGCUGACCCGGCCCGCUCGCUCGCGCAAGUCCGCUGCGCGCGGAGCCGCGGUGGCCGGCAGCACUGCGCGUGCGCGUUGAAGAGCUUGUUGAGGAGCGGCGCUGGCGGACGUCGGGCGAGCGGCGCGUGACGUCGUGAGGAGCGCUUUAAAGUGCGGGCUGGGCCGGGCGUCUGAGGGUCUGGCCGGGAGUCGAGCCGAUUCUUCGCAGCGGCCCUCCGCGGCAUGAGGCGCUGCUGGCGCCCCUGCCCCCCGGGACGUGGAGGAGGUGGAGGAGGAGGAAGCUCCAUAGCCGCCACCGCUGCAUGACUCGCCGCCCCUGAGGUUCGACCCAGCGCCGGGCCCUCAACUCCCCCAGGCGGGUCCUCGUAUGGGGACCUGGCGCUGAGGACCCCCUGCCCUCCCGGGGCCCCGGGCCGCGUCCCCCGAGAGCCAUGCCCGGCCGCCCCGGCCGCCCCGAAGGACCCUAGAGCAGCGUCGCGGGGCCAUGGCGGCCGCCAGCGGUUACACGGACCUGCGUGAAAAGCUGAAGUCCAUGACGUCCCGGGACAACUACAAGGCGGGCAGCCGGGAGGCAGCGGCGGCUGCGGCCGCCGCCGUGGCCGCCGCCGCCGCCGCCGCCGCCGCCGCCGAGCCUUACCCGCUGCCCGGGGCCAAACGCAAGUACCAGGAAGACUCGGACCCCGAACGCAGCGACUACGAGGAGCAGCAGCUGCAGAAGGAGGAGGAGGCGCGCAAGGUGAAGAGCGGCAUCCGCCAGAUGCGCCUCUUCAGCCAGGACGAGUGCGCCAAGAUCGAGGCCCGCAUCGACGAGGUGGUGUCCCGCGCCGAGAAGGGCCUGUACAACGAGCACACGGUGGACCGGGCCCCGCUGCGCAACAAGUACUUCUUCGGCGAGGGCUACACGUAUGGCGCCCAGCUGCAGAAGCGCGGGCCGGGCCAGGAGCGCCUCUACCCGCCGGGCGACGUGGACGAGAUCCCCGAGUGGGUCCACCAGCUGGUGAUCCAGAAGCUGGUAGAGCACCGCGUCAUCCCCGAGGGCUUCGUCAACAGCGCCGUCAUCAACGACUACCAGCCCGGGGGCUGCAUCGUGUCCCACGUGGACCCCAUCCACAUCUUCGAGCGCCCGAUCGUGUCUGUGUCCUUCUUUAGCGACUCCGCGCUCUGCUUCGGCUGCAAGUUCCAGUUCAAGCCUAUCCGAGUGUCGGAACCUGUGCUUUCCUUGCCGGUGCGCAGGGGGAGCGUGACUGUGCUCAGUGGAUAUGCUGCUGAUGAAAUCACUCACUGCAUACGGCCUCAGGACAUCAAGGAGCGAAGAGCAGUCAUCAUCCUCAGGAAGACUAGAUUAGACGCGCCCCGGUUGGAGACCAAGUCCCUGAGCAGCUCCGUGUUACCACCCAGCUAUGCUUCAGACCGCCUGUCAGGAAACAACAGGGACCCUGCUCUGAAACCCAAGCGGUCUCACCGCAAAGCAGACCCCGACGCUGCUCACAGGCCUAGGAUCCUGGAGAUGGACAAGGAAGAGAACCGACGCUCAGUGCUGCUGCCCACACACCGGCGGAGGGGGAGCUUCAGCUCUGAGAACUACUGGCGCAAGUCCUAUGAGUCGGAGGACUGCUCAGAGGCCGCGGGCAGCCCCACCCGAAAGGUGAAGAUGCGGAGGCACUGAGGCCCACUGCAUCCUCUCGGGAACUCUGGUUAAUCCUCAAGUAGCCACCCCCUUUUUGUUUCGUUUUGAGGGGUUUUGUUUGUUUGUUUGGACCCUUUCAUUUUUCCUUGGUUUGUUGCCUGUUGAGGCUAAAGAACAGAAUUGGUUCCUGGUUUUCCUCUUGGAUGGAAAGGCUGACAGCUCACCCUGGAGUGGCUAGUAGAGGAACGCGGGGCAACCAUCAUCAAGUGGGGCUGUGCCAGGCUGGUUUAUUUAAAAGCAACAAAAUGUUUUGGUUAAGAAAAUUCUUGUUUUGCUUUAUAUGUAAAUUUUCUCAGUGUUGUGAAUGAAGUUGUCCCUGUAACCGCGCCGCCCCCCCCCCCCCCCCAUGUUUAAGCUGGGCUGAGGUCUCCUGGGCCUUGCUGUCCUGUCUGUCACCUGCUCUCCAGGCUCUGGAAAGUCACACAAACACCUUCCUCCUGCUGCAGAAUCAUUCAGGAUGACUGAGCAGGCGCUUCAAUAGUGCCAGCCUCUGCACCCCAGAGCUAUUGGCCGAGCCCAGGGCUUCCUCCAUGCCCACUGGCCUGCUUUGCCUACAGGUCCCUGGCUGCAGCAGUCCUGACCUCUUGCCAAGAGCAUACCUCUGCUGGAUUGCUCCUUUCGGGCAUAUGCGUGUGAUUGUAUGGAACAGUUAGACUGGCCAUGUUGGGACAGUUUUAGAAAUUGUUUCUAGCUAGAAGGACUGGUGUCCUUCCAAGUCUAGCAUUUGGGGUAUGGAAAAUUGUUGUGGUGUGUAGCAGGAUUUUUGUUUAGAUUUUUCCCCCCUUCGGUCUCGUUCUUUUCCUUUUCCUUUCCUUUCGUCUACAUUGGCCAGUUUGGGCCUUCUCCCCAUGUCACCCCCAUAGAAAGGUGUCUGCCCCUCUGCCUGCCUGCAGCACACAUCUAAGGCCAGAGCCCAGGUCUGCAGACUGGGUCAGUGUCUCUUCCGCCUCGGGGCAUGGGAGCUGGGGAAGGGGCUUUUAAAAAAUAGUAAUAAGAGGGGGAAAGUAGUCUUUGGCAGUUGCCACCUCCUCAGAUUCUCGAGGGCUGUGAGGUUUUGCUGGUCUAGAUUUGUUAGAAAUGUUUCCUUGCUAGGCCUGAGAGCAGAUUCCCCACGUUGCCACCACCAUGGGGAGGACCUUGUUUAUAGAAUCCUAGGUCUGGGGCUGCAGAAAUUGGGGGCAGCCACCAUUAGGAAGCCCUUCUCAGGGCCAGAACUCCUUGGCCAGCGUGGAUCCUCAAGUUGGAACUGCAUAACUAAGGCAGUUGCAUUUUUUUUUUACAGCUCCCCCUCCCCCCUCAAUGAUUUGUAGUUGUGUGUGCAGCACUUUGCCCUGAUAUGUGUGCUCUACAAUAAAAACCAAAUCUAAUAUAUUUUGAAACAGUUGUCUGAUGCUAUCAUAAAAGAGGGCUUGCCUUUGGUGCUUCCUUCAUCCCUUCAUUUUCUCUUUAAACUCUGAAUGGGGGGUUGGUGGUGAGCAGAGUUUAUUGUCCACUAGGGCUCCAGAGGAGAUGACCAAUCGCUGACACAGGCCCAGGGGCUGAAGGUGGACUGGACUUCUGCUUUUUCUCCCACUCCCAGGAGCCAGGAUCCUACCCUGCUGAGUUCUGGAAGAUCCUCUUCCUAGGGGUGAUCAGAGGAUGUGUGCUAGUGAAGGAAGGACAGCAUGAGCAAAGGCAGGGGGGAGAGCCUGGUCUUUGUAGAAGACACACAAGUGGUUUUGCUCAUUAAACAAAUAACUGAGUUCUUAUAUUCUGGGCAAUCCCACACUGUGGCCCCAAUAGUGAGCAAAACUAUCCUGGUCCUUGCCUUCAGAAUUCAUACCAGUAGAGUUGUGGUGUAUGGACACAGGCAGACAUUUUGCGAUGGAAUGGGAUUGGGGCCCAGAGGGUUUUAAUACCUCCAGAUCCCAGACCUGGCUCCCAGGUUCUGGUUAGGGGCUUUGGCCUAGAGUCGUCUUCAUUUGCUUCCAGUGCCCAGAGCCAGUCUGCGUGGCCAAAUUCUUAUUGUGGAAACCUGGAAAGCCACUUAACUGCCCAUUUAACAGAGGAAAGUCCAGAUCCAACAAUUGUCCAGCCAGGGCUCAUUCCUGCAAAUCGGUAACAGAUCCGGCCAGUUGGGCCUACAGGGGUCAGCCACUGGCUGCAGACCGGGCCCUGGAUGCCCCAGAGAGGAGACAUUGGAGCUGAGAGGGAAAGUAGUAACUUGCCAAAGAUGAGCUAGAGUAUACACGUAGAGGUGCGCACCCACCCCUCUAUGCCUGGGCUCCUGACUAGGAGCAUGGAAUGGGGGCUCACAUGGAAAGCUGGGAAAGAGAGGGCUCUUCUGUAGCUGUGACAAAGCCAGACCCUGGUUCUUCCUAGUCCCUGGGUGAAAGAGGCCCUUUGCCCUGCAGGAUUGAGGGACAGGAGAACUUAGAGAAAGAGGGUCCCACCCUAGCAGAUCCUGCUGUGUCCUUGGCAUUAGUCUCUGUAGCUGUACAGUGGCUCCUUGGCACCCCAUCUCUUGGACUGUGAUAAUCCCUUGAGCAGUCCCCAAGCCUGCAGAGACCUUAAGGGAAUGGGAGAUCCCCUACCUGACUGUUCCCAGCCAUCUUCUGGGGCACCAGCUGUUUGGGCCAGCUGCUAUGUCCCAUCAGCCUGCCCCCAGCCCGGUCUUGUACACAGUAGGUGCUCUAACAACAUCUGGCACCAGUUCUGCCCACCUGGGGAGCCCAUCUCAUUCCUCCGACCCUGUUGUGUGGUGGGGGAAACUUAGGUCCAAAGUCAUGUUCAUUCAAAAAAUGUUUGAGUGUCCUAUUGUGUACCAAGCUCUGUGCUGGGUGUUGAGGAUACAAGACAGACCUGGUAUAUGUCAUAUACACACAUGUUAUUAUAAAUUGUACUGAUAUAAAAGAUGUAUAGCACAUAAAGUACAAAUAAAAUAUACAAUAUUCUUUAUCAUAAA
Messenger RNA from Myotis daubentonii (Daubenton's bat), 5698 nucleotides. It is a transcript of the gene ALKBH5, whose product is annotated as alkB homolog 5, RNA demethylase. Gene Ontology annotation, molecular function: oxidative RNA demethylase activity. Lineage: Eukaryota; Metazoa; Chordata; Mammalia; Chiroptera; Vespertilionidae. The record is from RefSeq and is a predicted model, not a curated record. Gene Ontology annotation, biological process: mRNA processing; mRNA export from nucleus. Gene Ontology annotation, cellular component: nucleus.